AUGAGCGAAAGGCUGCUCGUUUCGACGGCGCUUGAUGCUAGGGAUGAAAUCGAAGAUUACUGGUUGAAGCACAGAGACUCUGUUCUCCAGCAAGUUAAGCUCCCGAAUCCAGACUUGAUCGAUAGUGAUACUUCGCGGCUACUUAUUCAGGCUUGUCAACAGAACAACCCAGACGAGCUGCUGGUCGGUGCGUGCUGCGUGUUCAUUCUCAGCAAAGACGAGCGCGUUUCGCAGCUGUGGCUGAAUGCGCUCUGCAACGCGUCACGUGACUCGCUACAAACGACGAUCGGGCGCGUCGUCGACUUGAUCUCCAGAAAAUAUCCGAAAUUUACAGAUCACGUGCAAGUGAAAAUAGUGCGGCUUCUGGCCAAUCUCGCCGAAAAAGGAUUCGGUGCGCAUGCGAUUGUCAACAUUCUCCUGCGACAGAUAACUGGGGGCAGUCUUUCAAACGAGAACUUGAGACUCACAGAGACGAUGCUGGACGUGUUGAUCGGAAACCGCAAUUGGCUCGAGCGCAACACGGAAUGUUUUCAAUUCGCUACCUUCCGCUACCUCCGUCUUAUCCAGGACCACUACGGCAACCCGGCCUGCGAGCGUCUUUUGCAUAAAGAGAUCAAUUUCGUCAUUCAUAACCUCCGCAACAAGUUUUCGGACAUUCUGCCCAUCGGAAAGGACCUUGUUCGCUUACUGAUGGCAGUCUGCGGAAUCGACGUCUUCCGCGAGUUCUGGACGGCGCUGCUCAAUAAUCCCCAGUCGCUGCAGCCCAAGUUCACCGGGCUCCAGGAACUGCUCAAGAUCCGCACGCCGACGAAAUUCGUCAAGCUCAACGUCACAGUCGAGCUCCACAACAAGAUUUCGUUUAUGCUGGCGAAGGUGAAGUUCGGCCAGCACCACCACUACGAAAAGUGGCUCGUCAACAAGUACCUCUCCUCGAUGACGUCACAGACGCUGAUCCCUGAUAUAAUGCGCUUCAUCGUCGCUUGCAUCAUUCCCACUAACGAAAUUCUCGCAUCCGAUGUUCUGCCUCGCUGGGCCUUCUGCGGCUUCAUGCUCAGCCAGUGCAGUAAUCUGCAGGCGACGUCCUCCGCCAGGUUGAGCCUCAUUUGGGACUGGCUGCUCUUCAACGAGAACAGGAACACAAUCAUGGACAUCGAGCCAGGGCUGCUCUUGAUGCAGCAAUCAAGGAAGACUCACCCCCAGACGACGUAUGGGCUUCUUGAUUUCCUCCUGCGCCUUGUCAAAGAGUUCUACCCGCCGAUGGAGGACGAAAUAAAACGAGGAAUUAUAAAUAGCUUUCGCUGCUGCAUUAAAGUCGGAGUCGCAAAGUCAAUCGAGCCGAUUUUGAUAGAGACGCAGCGUUACGCUGCCAUUACACCCUGCCUUCACAGCAUGAUUCAGCAGAACUUGCAAGAGUUUAUCCGCCCGGAGCACCGAGUAAAGAUAGACGCGCCGGGGAAGAAAGCGCCGCGCAGAGCAGACCCUGUCGAUGGUCGCUUCUCGGACGAAGACGAAGACUCAAACGACGCGUCAGACAUAAAUGCGCUGAAACGCGAUACAAUGAGCUGCGCAGUUGAGCUAGACGAGAGGAUAGAGAAAAUCAAGUUGAUCGACAUGGACAUGGCGGAAGCGAUGGAAAACCUAAUCAAGUUCAAAUCCGAGGAAGACGAGUUUGCUCACCAUCUCGAUAUUGUCCUCUCGAAAGUGAGCGCGUUCGAUAAUGGGCCCUUCGACAGCGACAUUUGCGACCCUGUGGCGACUUGUAUCUACAGCCUUUGUUACGGAUCGUACGAGCCGAUCCGUAUUCCGAGCGAGAAAGCAGACGAUGACGAGUUCGACGAGUUGCUAGGUCGCCCAUUGUACAUUUUAUUUCGUCAAAUUCUGGAGCGCAUAGACAGAGGAGAAGAACUGGAAAAUCUGAUGGACUUGCUGGUAAGUCUGCAGAACAACGACGGACGAACUGUGCAUCACUUUCUGUUCUACAUUUACGGCCACAACUUGCAGCACAAAAGCGACGGCUGGAGCCUUUUCCCCACUUUCUGCAAGAGAAUUACCGAAACUGAGCAAAUUGAAGCGCUGGAAAUACAGCUGCCACUCUCCAUCGCCUCUCUGCUGGAGCACGAGCGGGAGUUACUUUUUCGGCUUCUUCCAAAGAUGUACAAAGAGCAUGCCAAGCUGCUGAUCAAUCAUCACGAAGUGACGCGUAUAAUUCUGUCUGAGAUUACGCCAAAAGACCUUCAGUUUCUACAGACUCGACUGAUGGUCGGCGAGUUGACCAUGUUCAAGACGAAUACUCCGGCGAAUCAGAACGACUUUAAGAAUCUGCUGAUCGAUUCUCUCAACUGGGAGUCUUUUGAGCAGCAGGCCCUCUGGGUUCUGGUCUUUGCGCACAAAAAUGUCAAACCUGAGUCCUGGGGCGUAGUCGUUCCCUAUUUGAGCGAAGAAAUUCAUUUCGAGGCAGUUACCGCGAUUUCGAACUACUUCUACGGGCGGGACGAGUACAAGCCCUCCCAAGAGCUCUCCCGGCUGUUUCUUUGCGCGAAGGAAUCCAGAUGGAUCGCCGCGUUGAUGAUGUUGUUUUGCGACAGCGAGGAGAAGCGCAAGAACUUUUACGAGCAAAUAGGCACAACUCUUAUGCUCAGUCUCAAGAAAACUCCGUCAAGCUCGCAAGCUGGGGGAAGGAGAAAGCGUCAAUUCGACGGAGGCAGCAAAAAAGAGGAGCCAUCCUUCGUGGGCAUCUUGAAACACCUCAAUCUUUUCCGAAUGACAGUCGAGAACAGAGCAAACACGGGUGAUAAACGAAUGCGAAAAGCAGCUAAUGAUCCUAAAACGAUUCUCGGCGACGACACUUUUCUGUCAGUGCUAAUGGCGGCGAAGGACAACUCGUCGGCGAUUCCCGAUGACGAGUCAGAGGACUUUUCCGACUUGUGGAAAAUCAUUGAAGAAAUGGAAGUUUUCAAUGACGAUUCCCCGAAGCAGAGAAAAGAAGCGGGGAAGAAGCAAAGCAAAAAACACAAAAGAACACCUAUCGAAAUAAGCGACGACUCUGAGAGCGAUUCUGAAACUCCGCCCAAGAAAAAGCGAACGUGA
This is a messenger RNA of Oikopleura dioica, 3087 nucleotides long. NCBI's taxonomy places the organism in Eukaryota, Metazoa, Chordata, Appendicularia, Copelata, Oikopleuridae. The record is from the annotation of a GenBank genome assembly.